Molecule: messenger RNA, 1076 nt
Organism: Prorocentrum cordatum
Lineage: Eukaryota; Dinophyceae; Prorocentrales; Prorocentraceae
Source: the annotation of a GenBank genome assembly
GCAUGCUCCCCCCGCGGGGCCACACCCGGCCCUGGCCCGGCGCCGUGGUGGCCAGCCUGCCCGCUCGGAGAAGCCCCCGCUCGGGGUGGCCUCCCCGCGCGCGCCGCCGCGAGGAGCUUCGGUGGGGGCGCCCUGCCGCCACGGGCACAGCGCUGCCCCUCCCUGUCGUGUCGGAGGAGGAAGAGGAGGAGGAAGAGGCGGGAGGGAGGGGAGGAGGGCGCGCGAGCGGCGACCCCAGAGCCGCAUGCCGAGGCUCGAAGCGCAGGGGGCCUCCACGGCGUCUCGGCGGCGUCGGCGGGGCACGCCGGGCCAGCGACGCCGCUGGCACCGCCCGCGGGGGCCAACUCGAUUUCAACUACCAUAACUCUACAUGAAGAUCGGAUCCCCGGACUGGCUCGGGGAGGCCCGCAGCGAGGCCACGCCGCCGGGCGCGGCCGCCUAGGUGAAGAGCCACGCGGGGCCGCCGUCCGCGAGCCAGAAGUUGUCGCAGCUGGACGGGGGCACGGCCCUGCCGCCCAAGUCGCCGCCCCUGCCGUUAACGGGCCCAUCAUACGGGCCGUUCCACAUGAUGACGCGGCACCCGCCCGCGGUGCCGAGCUUCAGGGUGAAGUUCAGGGCCCCCUUCUGCACGUCCGGCCACAGCGGGUCGCUCCGGGGGACCUUCGACGCGAAAGACGUCUGCCGCUCGCAGCCGGCGCCCUCGAGCACCGGAUUCACGUGCGUCUCUGGGUCGAAGCGGCGGCCCCAGGUCUCGUUGCAAUGCGCCCCGACGCCGCUGGCCGAGACCUCGAGCGCCCCGCCGCGGGCGUCGAUGUAGCGGCGCGACGCCUCGCACGUGUCGUCGGGCAAGAAGAGGUCCGUCAGCUGUCCCGUCCAGCUCUCGUCCGAACACUCGCUGGCCUGCGUAAAGCUCGCGCAGAGGUCGUGUUUCGCCCCGCAGCCGGGCUUGGACGCGGCGGCAGCUGAGAGCGCUGCGGCCAGGCCGAGCAAGGCCAGCAUCGGCAGGUCGAGCGCCUCGGCCCAGAAAUGUCGAGCACCGUAGCCCAGAUCCAGGCCCUAUCUCGAGCCGAGCUGCU